GGGAGGGAGAGAGAGGGGAGAGGAGUGCAAAGCGGGAUGUAGACAGAUACCAUGAGUGUGAUGGUUUGCACUCCCAUCCAGACAGUUAGACACGGAGGGAGCUCAACAGAGAGUUAGUGAGAUGAGAGUUCACAAACCUGUCUCUAUGGAGGGUUAAGAAUUACAGGGAGGAGAAGAACCCCAUCCACAGCCCUGUCAGGACUAAUCUCUGUGGACUUUCUUUUUCCUCAGUCUGGGACGGGACUGGGGACAGCUAUCAGUUGUGUGACCCCUGCAUGUUCAUCAAUAUUCAAUCUCUUUUCUUGGAUUACUGCUGGAGGGAGCAGGAGAUCAACCGGCAGUUUCAAUCGGUCGACCUAGAUUGUUGCAGAGCUGCGGGGAGAGGGGACAGCGUGGCAUGCGGACCGGCUCUGAAGCAUCUGUGUUUACUCUGCACGGUCACUGUGAGAGAGCGAUGUGGAAGGACAGAUGAUUUAUGCAGCUCCUACUACCUGAAGGCAAAUCCCUUGUCCCGGAUCAUUUUGCAAAUCCACAAGGCGUGCUGUCUUGCUCAUCAACUCGCUCCAACUACCUCCUAAAAUCGCUGCAUAAACCCGGGCCCAUAUAAAAAGUUGUGGUCACAAAUGUCUCAGUAAACACACACACACCCCUCGUGAUUGGACACGCGUGCUCUCCAAUAACCUUUCCUACUCCCGCCGGUGAUUGAGGGAUCAGCAUGUCGAGGGCAAACUGGAGACCGGUGCUCGAUUCACAUGUGAAUGGCAGCGGGAGCCAGGCGUACGGAGACUGAUGAGGAAGGUGCUGAAUAAAGGUCGGUUCCAUUAGUGCUCCGAGCGGGGACACGGGCCUGGAUGCUGCCCGGACACACUGACUUCUCCUGGACAGAGUCUGGACAAUACACCAGGGGAAUUUACAAUGGCUGAGUGACAAAUUAUGCCUAGUGGAGUACAAGCUGAUGGAUGGACCGUUUUUUUUUUGUAUAUACAGAUGUGACUGCUAUCUUCUAAUUGAAGACAAAAAGGCAACGAUUUGGAUUUGUGUAAAAUCAGCAGUACAUUCCAGCCCUGUGCAGGGGAGUGUUUUUCUUGGUCAGCUGUGUCCCUCCUGCCUGGGAAUACAUUGACAUUAUAAACAGGAGGUGGCUCCAACAUCUCAUCCCUGUUCCGCUCAUCCAUCACAGUUCCAACCCUCACCGAAGCAAACGGACCUCUGAGAUCGGAGAAAAGGUCUGUGGAGAACAUUAGCCUAUACACUCCAAAACCCAAUUGGGUGCAGGCGGCUGAUUCCUUGGCUUUCUUAUCGUUAAAGGGCAGGUAGAAGAGGCUGGCUGCUCAUAGAUAGUCUUUGGCGAGACAGAGAGGCGUUUUUUUUGGCUGUCAGGCUCUGUGGGCGGGACGAGCCGUGAAAGGAAAGGCCUCGCUGGGGGGCUCUGCUGGAGCGGAAACUCUUUUCCUCGGGCUAUGUUUGGAUGUGAUGCUUGUCUCUGUGGAUGCAACGUGGACUCUAUGGCCUGAUUACACAGCCCUGGUAUUCAGAUAGUGCUGGCGGGAAGGGAUAAUGCAUAUCCUUCGCUGCCCUGAACAAGAAGCCACGAUGAGCAACGUCACGGUCACCGACAACACUGAGCCCAUCAGCCGCACCAUGAGUCCGGCAAGCCCCAGCCCGUAUCCCUAUCCUGUUAGUUUCCAGGUCUCCCUGACAUGCUUCCUCAUGCUGGAAAUCCUCCUGGGAAUGAGCUCCAACCUCACUGUGCUCGCCCUUUACUGUAUGAAGUCGAACCUCAUUAGCUCUGUCAGUAACAUUGUCACCAUGAACCUCCAUGUGCUGGAUGUGCUCAUCUGUGUGUGCUGCAUCCCCCUCACCAUUGUGGUGGUGUUGCUCUCGCUGGAGGGGGACACUGCGCUGGUCUGCUGCUUCCAUGAAGCCUGCGUCUCCUUCGCUAGCGUCGCCACUGCCGCUAACGUGCUGGCCAUCACCCUCGACCGCUACGACAUCUCGGUCAAGCCGGCCAACCGGGUACUGACCAUGGGCCGCGCCCUGACCCUGCUGUCUGCCAUUUGGGUGCUGUCCUUUGUCAGUUUCCUCGUGCCCUUUAUUGAGGUGGGCUUCUUCGCCCAGGGACAAGCCGAUCUGAACCAGACAGCGGUGGAGAACGUGGUCCACACUAACCAGUACUACACAGAGCUCGGCCUCUAUUACCAUCUGCUCGCUCAGAUUCCGAUUUUCUUCUUAACCGCCGUGGUCAUGCUCAUCACCUACUCAAAGAUCCUGCAGGCGCUCAACAUUCGCAUUGGCACACGGUUCCACGCCUCACAGAAGAAGAAGGCUCGCAGGAAAAAAAGCCCAUCCAUGACGGCCAUGAAGACACAGCACGAGGCCACGGAUGCUUCCCAGAGCAGCGGCAGCCGCAACCCCACCCUGGGGAUGCGCACCUCCGUCUCCGUCAUCAUCGCCUUGCGCAGGGCGGUCAAGCGCCACCGAGAAAGGCGGGAACGCCAAAAGAGGGUCUUCAGAAUGUCCCUCCUGAUUGUGUCUACCUUCAUGCUGUGCUGGACGCCAAUCACAGUGCUCAACACGAUCAUCCUGAGUGUGGGCCCCAGUGACCUGAUGGUCAAGUUGAGACUGGGCUUCCUGGUGAUGGCUUAUGGGACCACUAUCUUUCACCCUCUACUCUAUGCCUUCACCAGGCAGAAGUUCCAGAAAGUCUUGAAAAGCAAGAUGAAGAAGCGAGUGGUGUCGAUCAUUGAGGCCGAUCCUACCCCGAACAAUGCCAUCAUCCACAACUCCUGGAUCGACCCAAAGAGGAAUAAAAAGGUGACAUUUGAGGACAAAGACGCCCAACAGAAAUGUCUGUCUUCUGAGGACGUGGCGUGAAGGAAGGCGUUGUCUUUACGUUACACAGUUAAUUAAAGCAGCUAAAACUGACAUCAGGUCAUGACUUAAAAGGGAAAAUGUUAAUCCAAAGCAGUAAUGUAAAUAGUAUGUGCAAUAGAAUGUACAGAAACAAGAGGUGGAUAAUUUAUUACUAUUUAUUGAGAACAAAUGUAGGUUUCAUAGAUAGAAUAUAUACUGUACUGUAGAUAUUGCAUGGCUUUUUGUAAUGGUAGCAACAUACAUAGCAUUGUGUUCAUACGUAAUACACGUACAGCAUAAGGUAAACAAGGUAUUUAGAUAGAGCGAGAGAACUUAGGAAGUACUAUGUUUAUGUAUAUUUAUAAUAAAUUCUGUGUUCACUCACCAAACACAGCAAAAAGCUUCCUAUUAUACCCUCCCCCCCCCCCUCUCCAAGUUAAGUGUUUGUGUUUCCUGUAACAACUGUGACAUUACAACCAUUCAUCACCGUGCCACUCGCUGCAAGGCCAGACCUGCAAUCCCCCGGUGACCACUGACCUUGUCGCCUGUGAGCCCCAUGAGGGAAGGCGGACAGGUCAUACAUGGAAAGGGAUGAAGCAGGAAAACGUAUGUUAUGUCGCUGUGGCCGGAAGGGUUCGGGGCACUGUUCAUGAUUCACAAUCACUGCUUUUAGAGUUAAAGAACGCUUGCAUUCCUCAGACACAACAGAAGACCAUGGCUCUCAUCACCUCUGACGAAAAACAGAUAUAAUCAAAGCAGAGUCUGUUUUACUUUAACAGUCGCGUCUUUGAGCCAAAUGGAAAAUAUACAGUUGCCUUAUCUUGGUUUGUCGAGUGGGAAAGCGUCAUAGCACAUAUUGAACACAGUGAACAAAACAAUGACAAAUAUUGUUUUAAUCCUGAGUGAAUCCACAGAGGUUGUGUUUCCACAAAGAAGUUAUUUAACCAAACUAAAGGGAAAUGUUGAAAAUGGUUGUAUCAAACUGUCUGUUUUUAAUAACGCUAGGCAUAAAACAAUGCUUUCCAAAGAAGCAAAUCCAUCACUGCAAUAAAGAACUACUGCAAAAAAA
This is a messenger RNA of Gasterosteus aculeatus aculeatus (three-spined stickleback), 3922 nucleotides long. Its product is annotated as G-protein coupled receptor 22. Gene Ontology annotation, molecular function: peptide binding; G protein-coupled receptor activity. Gene Ontology annotation, biological process: G protein-coupled receptor signaling pathway; cellular response to hormone stimulus. Gene Ontology annotation, cellular component: plasma membrane. Lineage: Eukaryota; Metazoa; Chordata; Actinopteri; Perciformes; Gasterosteidae. The record is from RefSeq and is a predicted model, not a curated record.